Cuscuta campestris is the source of this 3723-nucleotide messenger RNA. The record is from the annotation of a GenBank genome assembly. NCBI's taxonomy places the organism in Eukaryota, Viridiplantae, Streptophyta, Magnoliopsida, Solanales, Convolvulaceae.
GGAAUAAGGUCAUGGGCUCUUCUUCUAGAAAUUUGUACGCAGGUAUUGGCGAAGGGCAAUCCACCUCUAGGCCACCGCUCUUUGAUGGUACCAACUACUCCCAUUAGAAGGAACGGAUGAGAAUCUAUAUCCGUUCCACCAACUUCCAAUUGUGGUUGGUCAUCAAAAAUGGCAAGAAAAUACCGAUGAAGAAAGUGGGAGAAACCAUGGUCCCAAAGACCGAGGAUGAGUUUGAUGCACAAGACAUCAAGAAGGUGGAAAACUACGCCAAGGCCAUCAACAUGUUGUAUUGUGCGGUUAACCCCAACGAUUACCGAAAGAUCUCCUGUUGCACAACCGCCAAGGAGAUGUGGGACAAGCUUGAAGUGACGUACGAAGGUACCGAUCAAGUUCGUGAAGCCAAAAUCGAUUUUCUCACCCAAGAGUACGAAAUGUUCCGAAUGAACGAAGGUGAGAAAAUUGAUGACAUGUUCGACCGUUUUUCAAAAAUCAUCAACGAUCUUCACGCCUUGAAGAAAAGCUACUCCAACAAGGAUCUAGUGAGGAAGAUCCUUCGCAGCCUAGCUCCCGAACAACGCUCCAAGGUCGAUGUCAUCUACGAGUCAAUUGGCGUCUCCAACGUCACAAUUGAUGGGUUAAGAGAUUCAAGUGCAGCUUACAUCUUUCGGGGUGGCGAUUCCGGCGACGAAUCAACCGACCAAGAGGAGGAUGAAGCUGCAAACUUCUGCCUCAUGGCGCACGAAGAUCAAAGCGACGACGUCAAAGAGGGCUGGUACCUCCGGGAAAUCAAAGUCCAAAUCCUGGGUGCCUGCAACGACCUCCGAGGAACGCCUCUACGAUGGCGAUGGGUCAUAUCUUUGGUUCGAUUCCGAGGAGGAGAGCACCCGCUUUCUCACCUUCUUCUCCAAGCGGGUUGUGGCUCCCCCGCGGAUUGUCCCGCAGCGUUUACCGGAGUUGCUAGGCUACGACUUCCUCGAUGCAUAGGUCCACCAAACCGGGCUAUGGUCGUUCGUCUCCAAGGCCCGGAAGGAGAUCAACCCGGUGCUGAUUCGAGCUUUCUACUCGAAUUUCAGGGCGAUGACAUCUCCACCUAUGGUAGAGAAGAUUGGGUCCUCUACAACGAGGGCCUAGUCCUCAAUGAUCUCGGCAUCACCGAACUCAUUCGCCAUCCCACGGGCCGCCCCACCAUCCACUCCGCGACCCCCGAGAGCCGCCUCCUUCUCUACAUCGUGUCCAGGAUCAUCAAUCCCCGGAAGCACGGGCACACGAUAAUGUCCGGCGAGGACCUCAAGCUCCUCCAUGCCAUCAUGCACUCGACGCCGAUCAAUUGGGCAAAGUUUGUCAUGAUCUACAUGACGGACGCCACAUCUACCGCCCACGAUCAACUCCUCCUGUACCCCUUCUUGGUGAUGGACAUCCUUGAACGGUUCAAGGUUACCACCACCGUUGGCCCACUCACCAAGGCCACAAAGCUUUGGACGACCGGCGCCCAAACCUUCACAAAGAGGUCGGACAACACCGCACCUGCCAUUGCCGCACGCCACUGCACUACCAAUGGCCCAGCCAAACCUCAGGCCCAGGCCAACCUUGCCUCCAUCGCCGACUCCCUCAACCGGCUGCACUUCAAAGUCGACGGGAUGGAUGGGUACCUUGAACGGCUCGACGAGGCUGUUCAACACCAAGGGCACGCCAUGAACGUGUACUUCCAACGCAUCAACUACGUCCCCCCACCGUACCUAGGCACGUUUCUUGGGCAGGUGUACGGUGACAAGGACGAAGAGGAUGGCUCCUAUGCCCCGUCAAGCUCCCCAGACGAGGAUGAGUUCGACGAUGCCAUUGAUGGUGAUGAGAUGGACGGUCCUGAGAACUUGACUUACGCGCUUGAGCCAGUGCUUAGCAACCAUAGGAUCAGCGAUAUGAUCGCCACGGAGCUCCUCGACUCCGUUCUUCUUCAACUUCUCGAUGGUUCCUGGAUGGGCCCGCGGAAGAGGCGCACUAGGCUUGACCUCUUGUCGCGGUAUGCAACGCCAACCCUAGCAGACAAGUACUGGGCUAGUAGAUUUUUUUGCAAAAAUUUUCUGGAGACUCUCCCUUGGAGAUGCUCUAAUGGGGCAUAUAAAUGGUCUGCCUUCUCCUUGGCACGCAACUACCGUCCAGAGCAGAGGAAUCGCCGGGAAGCUUUGCCGGACAUCGCGAGGGUUCUUCGCUGGAAUCUAGUAGUCACUUAGAUUCUUCGUCGAUCCAAUUGAGUUGCUAGUAUGGAACCUCUGUGGUCAUCUUGAAUUCAUCUUUCCGUUGUCCAAACUAGUAAAUCUCUGAUGGAAAGUGCAGAUAUGUGCAGGUAUGAAGCUCCAAGGAUGCCCACAAGCUGUUCGACGUAUUUCCAUAAAGAAAUCUACGAAUGGAACUAGAGCUUUGGCAUAUUCCAUCGUGACAACCCAUUUUCUUCUCAAUAAUCUUCUCACAUCCCUAAUUCUCUAGCUUUAUCUUUUUCUCUAGAGUCUUCCAUUUUCCUCUGGUUCUCUAGAGUUUUCCUCUCAGUUUGGCCGAGAUCUCAUUUUCCUCUCAAUUUUGCGGACCAACUAAGCUUUAUCUCUCUCUAGAGUUCUCCAUCAAAGAAUAGAAACGACGGCCGAAUCCACCUGUUAAUUGCGCCGGUACACCAUCGCUCGUGACCAUCCAUUUCUUGUCCCGGUAACUUGUCGGAGGUGCACGCCGGGAACCGACUGUCGGAGGUUCACUCUGAGACGCAUAUGUUCAUGUCAAUCAUAAAGGUAAUCUUGACAUUAGACAUUGUGUUUGUCUUCUCAACUCAAAAUUAUUCACUGGAUUUAUAUAAAUUUAUUUAAACUUGCACUAUGAAUAGCUAUUUCAAAGACUAUUUAUCAAAACUGGUUAUUUGGAAAAUACUCUUCAUUAUUUUUCAAAGGUAAUUUUUACACUAUCUUAUGUAAGACAAUUGACUAAUAUAAAAUUUAUUUAGAGCCUUGAAUCUUAAACUAAAAAAUAACACGGCUUUUUCAUAAGAAACACCCUUCAUCUAUUUAAAAAAGUAUCAUAAUUCUAAUUUCUAAUGCACCAUUCAUAGUUUUUAAGGUCUUCAAAAAAGAUUUGAAAAGUAAACGGGAAAUACUAAGUAAUCUAGUUUAUUAAAGUCAUUAAUGUAAUAGCAAUAUUGAGUAUAAAAUACUCUGUAUUUCUUUAUCUUUAAUUCUUCAAGAUUGAAAAAGAAUUGAACGCAGUGUUUAUGGUGCACUGCCAUCAAAGUGGUACGUGUUUUGUUUCAUUGUUUGUAUUUUUUGUUUGUAUCUAAGUCUUUAAACAUGAUCGAGUUGGUUUGAAUUUGUGGAGUUCGAUCCAUGUGUAAUCUGCAAUCACAUAGCAAAAAAAGUAAAAAAGAAUCUUUCUAGGAGGAAGAACAAUUAAUAAUGCAGAGAAGAUGAAGUUGCAAACCUUGAAGUUGAAGAAGUAUGCCCUGGAGAGUGGACAUUGAAAAUGUUAAAUUUAAGUCUAUUUAUAUUGUGAGCUUUGUAAUUAAUGUAUUAAAUUUAAUGUGUGGGUUGUAGUGUUGUACCCUGAUUUGAUGUUGCUGCUGCCACCUCCCCCUUUCACUUUUUACACAGUUCGAUGCAAGGCAUGGAGCUCAAAAAAUUUGCAAAUCAAAUACCAUGUAAUAUCUUUAUUGCAAAUCUUUGUUGGGUUAAAUAAUGUUUUAGGAGUGGU